This is a messenger RNA of Drosophila mojavensis, 1641 nucleotides long. RefSeq lists its product as uncharacterized. The record is from RefSeq and is a predicted model, not a curated record. The transcript is spliced from 5 exons. Bases 261 to 1301 code for a protein of 346 amino acids. Gene Ontology annotation, molecular function: DNA end binding. Gene Ontology annotation, cellular component: nucleus; DNA ligase IV complex. Gene Ontology annotation, biological process: double-strand break repair via nonhomologous end joining. NCBI's taxonomy places the organism in Eukaryota, Metazoa, Arthropoda, Insecta, Diptera, Drosophilidae.
GUCAGAGCUAACACGUCUGCGUAUAAAUAAAUUCUUUGAAAAAUUUUCAAAUCGCAUUUUAAAUCGGACGCGCGUUCUAUCUACCACUGCAGAGUUAUCGAUAAGUUACCGUUCACUUAACAUUUGCGACCAGUUCCAGUUCGCGAGUUUCGAUUUGCGCGAACUAAAAGAUUCACCAAUGUCGCCUAUCAGCUGUUUCUGUUGUCUUGUAUAUUUGUUUGCUAUACAAAUUUCGAUUAUCAUAAGUAUUGUUCUCAGAUAUGCAUUUAAAUAUGAUUAAGUUAAGGGAUGUACACUUGAUGAGCUGCCUAAUAGAUGGCUCCGCUGACGAAGACAAGGUUCUGCAGUUUUGUUGCCACGAUCAACGUAAGGAGCUGAGCUACACUGAAAAUCUGCCUGUUGCCGAGUUCCUGCAGCGCAUCAAGCAAUUAAACAAACGCGUGGAGUUUCCAGCAGAAGCCGUGCGUACGGCCUUAAGCAGCGCCCAGCCAGCAGAUGCUACAUUUCGAGCAGCCUCACAGAAUGGUGCGGAACAGCAGCAGGAACUGAACCAGGACGAGCAGCUGGAGCAGCGCACGGUGCUUAGUUUGAAGUAUCGCAUUGAAGGCACGCCGGCGCCUCUGAAAUGGGAGUGGCACCUGACGUCCACGGACAGUGUCCUACUAACAUUCUAUCGUCACAUGUUGAAGAAUGCACUGUAUACAGCCGCCAGUCUAAGCAAAAAUGUACACUACUUGUUGGAUAUUGUUAAGAAAAAGGAUAUAGAAGUUCAGCAAUAUCGCCGGGAUGGUGCUCGCCAUUGGAGGACUACUGUGGCAACGGAGCCCUUCGACGUGGAGGCUUUCAGUGCACAGAAUAAACAGCUGCUGUCAACUGUGGCUGCCUUUGAGCCUGACGAUCUCAAACUUGACGAUAUACCAACGGCCACAUCCACCAUCAAAAGUGAAUCAGCGGGCUGCUCCACUAGCGUGGCUGCCAAAUGCUUAAGUCCACGCAACAGAAAGCGCAAGGCAAUGGAAACAGGUAAACAACACGUGGAACGUAAGGUGCUGCAGCGUCGUCGUGUUCCACAGCUUCAAUACAAGAGUAGUGAAAGUCAGGAAUCCGAAUUGGAUGCCAUGUUUGGUCAGAUCAAAGCCGAAUCAGUCAAGGCUGAAGUUGAGUCAAUGGUAGCCGGGAUCAAGGAGGAGCCAAGUCCAGACGACGAAAUGGCUAAAACAGAGCUGGAUGAAAUAAUGCAGUUGAUCAAUCGCACGGAAGAGCAAACCAAACAAAUUCUUGAAGAACAUCAAAUCGCUUAGAAUCGAUGAAGAUGGCAAUAUUUAAAGCUCUACCUCUCUAUCACUCUAUCUCGCUCACUCUUUUCAAACUACAGAACAAUGUCUGGUCACUGCAAUAUUUUUAGUUGUUUCAAAAUUUGUUAAAUUUUUUUUAUUGAAUGUCAGUUUAUACACAUAGCUGAUGCUGACCAAAUGCAUAUAAGUUGUAAGAUCUAUUGAUCUAAAUUAGCAAAUUAUAUUAUAUAUAUUAUAUAUAAUUAUUAAUGUAAUAUGUAUUAUAAAUUGUACAUAAUUAUUAUGUAACUUGUAACAAUUAUUGCCUGUAAUUGAUAAUAUAUUUUAAAUUUAUUGUUCAUUUUAA